Messenger RNA from Fulvia fulva, 1371 nucleotides. RefSeq lists its product as uncharacterized. The transcript has a single exon. Bases 1 to 1371 code for a protein of 456 amino acids. NCBI's taxonomy places the organism in Eukaryota, Fungi, Ascomycota, Dothideomycetes, Mycosphaerellales, Mycosphaerellaceae. The record is from RefSeq and is a predicted model, not a curated record.
AUGCGUGCCAUCGCGCUUUACAGCACCCUCUUUGUGCUGAUCGCCGGCGCCCUGGUCAUAGUCGCGAUACAUGGUGGCACCAACUAUGCGCGGGAAUUCGUAGACGGCUACGAGCAUAGCAUUGUCCGGCCGUCCAAGGAACAGCAAGAGCACGAGCCCGCGGCACACACGACAGGCUGGACUUUCAGCCACAGGACGCAGGGCCGCAACUAUGGUCUCACAGAAGAGCAGUGCAACGUUGCUUUCCCGCACUUGUACAGAGAAAUCGACAGGGCAGUGCAGCACAGAAAGGACAAAUGGGGCAACAUAACGCCGGACGAGCUCGAAACUGCAUGGAGGGGCGACGGCAUCGUGCGUGCUCAGAUACACGACAACCAGCUGUACAUCAUCGAUGCGCAUGGAGUUGUGGAUCACAAUCAUCGGCCGAGGACAGUCGCAACGUUACACUCGCUACAUCGUGCCAUCAGUGCAUUUCAGGGAAAGCUUCCAGACAUCGAAUUCACCUUCACCGUCCACGAUGCCGCUUUACCAGACUCGAACGGCAAUGAGACUACGUGGGCGUACACUCGAAGAGAGCAUCAGGAGAAGCUAUGGCUGAUGCCAGACUUUGGACUUUGGGGCUGGCCAGACGUUGGCUUGCGUUCGUUUGCUGAGCUGCAAGAGGUGCUCGAGCACGAGGAAGAUGAAUUCGUGGACAAGGAACCCAAGCUGGUCUGGCGCGGUUCCGUUGCGGUUGGGUCGAAGGAUGUCCGCCACGGCCUCGUCGACCACAGCAAAGGCAAAUCGUGGUCGGAUGUGCAGACUCUGGAUUGGGCAAACUCAACGAACAUUCAAGAACGACUGCUUAGUAUGCAGGACCAUUGCUCUUACAUGUUUGUGGCUCAAACGGAAGGCAACACCUACAGUGGAAGGCUGAAGUAUCUUUUGAACUGCCACUCGGUACUCUUCUCCCACGACCUAGAAUGGCUGGAACUCUACCAUCACCUGAUGAAAAAGUCAGGCCCAGACCAGAACUACAUCCGCGUCAAACGCGACUUUAGCGAUCUCGCCAGUACAAUGGACAGAUUCUCCCGCCCAGCCAACUAUCUCCAAGCGCAGAAGAUCGCAGACAACGCACGACGCACGUUCCGCGAACGAUACCUCACGCCCGCCGCCGAAGCAUGUUAUUGGCGGGCCAUGAUUCGAGGCUGGAGCGAGGUACAGGACUUUCAGCCAGAAUUCUGGGAGGAAGUGACAGAGUACGACAAGGUCAAGAAGAAGGAAGUUCAGAAGCGCAAGCCGCGAGGCGCGCCCUUUGAGUCUUAUGCUAUCAUGGAGGAAGUCGACUGGCAAUUGCCCGCAAAGGCACGGAAGAUGUGUAUUGACGAGUGA